Messenger RNA from Rosa rugosa (rugosa rose), 2318 nucleotides. RefSeq names its product MDIS1-interacting receptor like kinase 2-like. Gene Ontology annotation, molecular function: ATP binding; protein binding; protein kinase activity. NCBI's taxonomy places the organism in Eukaryota, Viridiplantae, Streptophyta, Magnoliopsida, Rosales, Rosaceae. The record is from RefSeq and is a predicted model, not a curated record. Bases 1 to 2268 code for a protein of 755 amino acids. Gene Ontology annotation, biological process: protein phosphorylation. The transcript has 3 exons.
AUGAACGGGAAGUACCCGAGUGAUCUAAUCAGGUCUUUGUUGUCACAAGCUGCAAUCAGGGAAGGAAAAUUGCCAGAAGAUGUGUGGGACGACCGCCUUGAACCUCCCAUGGGUAAAAUUCUGAAAGAACUUCUUACUGUCUUAAUGGUAGCAGUCGCAUGCUUACAUCCAAAUCCACAGUUUAGGCCUACCAUAAAAUCGCCUCACUGGUCCUCUUCCGUUGUCAAUUGGCAAUUUAAGCAAGUUAGAGGUUCUAUACAUUCGGGACAACCAAGUCUCCAGCUCCAUUCCUCAUGUGAUAGGGAAUCUCAAGAAUCUGGUUGUGCUAAGAGUUGCCAGAAACAAUUUGACUGGUCAUUUGCCUCCAAAAGUCCAAAUCUCUGCCAAGGUGGGCGUCUUACUAAUUUCACUGCAAAUAGCAAUCGUCUGACAGGUAAAAUUCCCAAAAGCCUGAAAAACUGCACAACCUUAUAUAGAGUCCGCCUUGAUAGAAACCAACUCACUGGAAACAUAUCUGAAGAUUUUGGUGAGUAUCCAAACUUGGAUUACAUAAAUCUAAGCAACAAUAGAUUUUACGGAGAACUUUCACUGAAAUGGGGUAGGUCUCUGAAGCUAACAAAUCUUGAGAUUGCAGGCAACAAUGUUACUGGUACCAUUCCACCUGAGAUUGGAAACUUGACUCAACUGCAGUUGCUUAAUCUUUCUUCAAAUAAUUUGGUGGGAAACAUCCCUGUGGAACUUGGAAGGCUCACUUCGUUAGGGAAGUUUAUACUGAAAAACAAUCAACUCUCUGGUGGUAUACCUCAAGAGCUUGGAUCACUGACUGAACUUGAGUAUCUUGACCUGUCCACAAAUGAAUUGAGCCAGUCAAUUCCGAGUAGCCUAGGUAAAUUUCUGAAGCUGCACCAUAUCAAUGCCAGCAACAACAAGUUAAGCCAAAGAAUUCCAUUUCAAUUCAGGAGUUUAACUCAGCUGUCCGUGCUAGAUUUGAGUCACAAUGGUCUUGAUCGAGAGAUACCAACAGAGCUUAGUAAUUUGAAAAGUUUGGUGACACUAAUCUUUCCCACAAUAAUCUCUCUGGAGUUAUUCCAAAGAGUUUUGAUGAACUUCGUGGCUUGGAGCACAUCGACAUAUCAUACAAUCAAUUCUGGGGUCCCAUCCCAAACAAUAAGCUCAUUUCAUGAGGCUCCCAUUGAAGCAUUGAAGGGAAACAAGGGGUUGUGUGGAAAUGUUACAGGUUUUCUGCCCUGCAUUAUUAGUCCGGAAGAUAAGAAGAACAGUUCGAAAACUGGUGUAGAAGUUGUGUGCUUACUCAUCCUGCCUGUCCUAGGUGCAGUUAUAUUUGCUUGGUUCAUGUUACUAAGGAAAAAGACAUGUCAACAAACAAGGCAAAAACACAUGUACCUACAAAAGUUUGAAUUGCGUUCCGUAUCACUUUUUGAUGGCAGAUUAUUGUUUGAAGAAAUUGUAAAAGCAACUGAGAAUUUUGAUGCUGCUUAUUGUAUCGGGAAGGGAGGGUUUGGAAGCGUUUACAAAGCAAAGCUUCCAUCAGAAGAAGUGGUAGCUGUAAAGAAACUCCACAGUCCAUGUGAUGGGGAAGACAGCUUUCAAAAAGAGUUCUUAAGCGAGGUAAGGGCCUUGACGGAGAUACGGCAUCGAAACAUUGUGAAGCUCUAUGGUUUCUGUUCACAUACCCGGUACCUUGAAAUGGGUAGCUUGUUUUCAAUCUUGUGCAAUGAAGAAGAAGCUAAGAAAUUGGAUUGGAGUAAAAGGGUGACUAUCAUUAAAGGUGUAGCGCAUGGCUUAUCCUACAUGCAGAAUGAUGUGUCCCCGCCAAUCGUUCAUCGAGACAUAUCCAGCAAGAACAUUUUGCUAGACGCUGAAUAUGAGGCUCACAUCUCAGACUUUGGCACUGCUAAGCUUCUAGAGCAUGACUCAUCUAACUGGACUGCCGUUGCAGGCACAGUUGGAUACAUAGCACCAGAGCUGGCUUACACAAUGAAAGUGACGGAGAAAUGUGACGUGUAUAGCUUCGGCGUGUUAGCACUUGAAGUGAUUAAAGGGAAGUACCCUAGCAAUCUAGUUCGAUUACCCUUAUCACCUGCAACCAGGGAAGCCAAAAUGUGGGAGGAUAUGUGGGACGAUCGCCUUGAACCUCCCACGGGUAAAGUUCUGGAUGAAGUUGUCACUAUUUUAACACUAGCAAUCGCAUGCUUACACGAAAACCCACAGUUUAGGCCUAACAUGUAUGAAGUUUCCCAGAUGUAACAAUUCCAAUCCUCCAUAGCUCAAAUUUAUGAUUAAUUACAUAACUUAAA